Messenger RNA from Colletotrichum karsti, 1848 nucleotides. RefSeq names its product cyclohexanone 1, 2-monooxygenase. The transcript has 3 exons. The record is from RefSeq and is a predicted model, not a curated record. Bases 1 to 1848 code for a protein of 615 amino acids. Gene Ontology annotation, molecular function: flavin adenine dinucleotide binding; NADP binding; N,N-dimethylaniline monooxygenase activity. Lineage: Eukaryota; Fungi; Ascomycota; Sordariomycetes; Glomerellales; Glomerellaceae.
AUGACCGUCUCUGUGGAGGCGCCGGCCGCCGCCUUGGUGAACCCCGGACCGGUCGCAUCACCACACAUCAACGGCAAUGCUCCGCGAAUGCCAUCGGCGGAACUGCCUGAGAUCUUCCAAGAUGGCAGAGUAUUUCCAAUCGCCGCCGAUGAAAAAUCGAGCAGCGUCUCCGAGGACCCUUUCAAGCUCGAUUCGAAGUUUGCCUACACUCCUCGAAGACUCAAGGUUUUCACCAUUGGCGCUGGCUUCUCCGGCUUGCUCAUGGCCCACAAGUUUCAACACAGAUUUCCAGAAAUGAGAGACAUUGUCGAUCAUACCAUUUUCGAGGCCCAUUCAGAUGUCGGAGGCACUUGGCUCAUGAAUAACUACCCCGGCGUGCAAUGCGACGUGCCAGCCCAUAUCUAUGCAUUCCCUUUUGACCCCAACCCAAAUUGGAGUCGAUUUUAUGCCAGUGGAGCUGAGAUUUUAGAAUACAUCAAAAGCACUGUCAAGAAGUGGAAUCUCGACCGUGACCUUCAGCUCAACACCAAAGUCGUCGGCGCCUACUGGCAGGAGGAUCUGGGCCAGUGGAAAGUCACGGUAGAGCAUCGAGGAAAACAGCGGGAUGAGUUCUGCCACGUUCUUAUCUCUGCCCAAGGCGUCUUGGUUCACGAAUCUUGGCCCAGUAUCCCCGGUCUCAAAGACUUCGAAGGCCACGUCACACAUUCGGCCCGUUGGGAUCACAACUUCGACUACUCCGGCAAGAGGAUCGCGGUUAUUGGAAACGGAUCUUCAGGCAUCCAGAUUGUUCCGCAGAUGCAAAAGCUGCCCGGCACAGACGUGAUGAACUUCAUCCGUGGUCCAUCUUGGGUCUACUAUCGCGCACCACCGUCCAAACAUCUUGGCAGAGAUGAUCCAGACCCCAACCCGCGCUACACAGAUUCAGAGAGAGAACAGUUUCAGGACCCUCAACUCCAUCUUGAACACAGGAAAGGAAUCAUCUCACGAACCAAUAAGUCUUUCUACAUCUUCAUGAAGGGCGCAAACAACCAGGAAGGCAUGAAGCUGGCAUCUGCACAGAUGGCCGAAAAGCUGGGAAACGACCCUAGGUUAUGUGAGAUGCUGAUUCCUAAAUGGGAGUUGGGUUGCCGCAGGAUUACCCCGGGGCCUGGGUACCUCGAAUCUUUCCUGCAGCCAAACUGCAACGUCACCAACAGCCCCAUCACCAGCGUUUCCAAGAAGGGCGUCCACACGGCCGAUGGCAACUUCUACGAAUGUGACGUCGUCGUUUGUGCCACCGGAUUUGAUGUGUCUCAUCGUCCAAGGUACCCGAUUGUUGGAAAAGAUGGGAUUGAUCUAGCCACCCGCUGGGCCGAGGAUCCCGACUCCUAUGUCUCGGUUGCUGUGCCUUCAUAUCCUUCGCUAUUCUACAUGAUGGGUCCGAAUUGCCUGGGUGGGCAUGGCUCUUUGGUCGAGUCCCUGAACUGGACUGGCGACUACUUUGUCAAGUGGAUCAAGAAAAUGUCCACGGAAGACAUCAAGUAUGUUGAGCCCAAACAAGAAGUUGUCGAUGCCUUCAUCAAGUAUAGCGACCAGGUCCACAAAACCCUCGUCUGGAGUGGUGGGUGCAAGAGCUGGUACAAGAGGAACCGCGUUGACGGUAGAGUUACGGCUUUGUUUGGGGGCAGCGCUCAUCUCUUCAACCGAAUGUUGAGCGAGAUCAGAGCGGAAGACUUUAACAUUUGUUACCGUACUUCAAACCCUUUUAGGUUCAUGGGGAAUGGCUUUACUGAGUGGGAGAUGGAUCCCAAGAGCGAUCUGUCUUGGUACGUGGAGAAGGCGGAAGUGCUUGGUGAUGAAGUUGCGUGA